AUGUCAGACCACAGUCCUCUCCAGGCGAGCCUCCCCAUCCGCCCUCGUGGCGAGGCCCGGGGAAAAGCGAGGCCCAAAAAAGAGAAAGACAUCGCGGCAAGUUGGGACAACUACUUCGGCAAGAACGACAAUGACCUGGCCAAGUGGAAACUACUCUGCUGUGACCUUGGCAAGCAAGCUGAGGAGUUCACCAGCAAGACACAGUGCAGAAAGGCACUCAAGCAUGUAUGGGUCAACCUACACGACUUCCUCGCCGCCGAGAACAAGCCCGAGGACGUCGUGUUCUUCUCGAGCGAGCGAGCCCUGGCCGCCUACACGCGGGAAACCCGCAAGUUCUUCCCACGCCACAACAUCUCAAGAGGAAGCCCGCUGCGUGACCUCUUAGCCCGCAUCGUGUGCCCUCGGGGUCACAAAUAUCAAGGGCAGGCAUGA
This is a messenger RNA of Diaporthe batatas, 432 nucleotides long. RefSeq lists its product as uncharacterized. The transcript has 2 exons. The record is from RefSeq and is a predicted model, not a curated record. Lineage: Eukaryota; Fungi; Ascomycota; Sordariomycetes; Diaporthales; Diaporthaceae. The coding region runs from base 1 to 432 and encodes 143 amino acids.